GGAAGUGACGCCAUCGGGAAGCGACGCACCCGGAAGUGGCGGUGCCAGCGGGGCAGCGCUGAGGGAACCCCCCCCAUGGGGCUCUGCAAGUGCCCCAAGCGCCGGGUCACGAACCUCUUCUGCUUCGAGCACCGAGUCAAUGUCUGCGAGAGCUGCUUGGUCAGCGCCCACCCGAAGUGCAUCGUCCAGUCCUACCUGCAGUGGCUCCAGGACAGUGACUACAGCCCUGACUGUGCUCUCUGUGGCACCGCUCUGCAGGGCAGGGACACCGUGAGGCUCGUGUGCUACGAUGUGUUCCAUUGGUCCUGUCUCUCCGCGCGUGCCCGAGCGCUCCCCGCGCGCACGGCCCCAGCCGGUCACCUCUGCCCCACAUGUGGGGGGCCCCUGAUCCCCCCCCCCAACCUCGAGGGUCCCCUCGCGGCCGCACUGCGCAAGCGCCUGGCGGCUGCGCACUGGGCACGGCCUGGGCUGGGGCUGCCCCUGAUCGAUGACUUGGAGGAGCCCCCAGAGCCAGACCCCAAUGGGGAGAGCUUCAGAGACCACGUGACCCCUCCGGAGCCCCCUCCCAGCCCCCCCUCCCCCCCGCCCCACGCUGUGGUUCACAUGGCGGCUGAGAGCAUCGCACUGCACGCGGGUUCGGGGCCCCGCAAGGUGCUGGGGGGGGCCCGGGGGAGCUGCCCCCCCCCCGACCGCGAGGAGGACAAAUACAGGAGGCGCCCGGUGCUGGCCUGGCUGCCCCAUAGGCUCCGGUGCCGCUUGCGGGGUCCCCCCCGCCCCCCCCUCCUGCUGCUGUUGUUGGGGGCGGGGCUCGCGCUGCUGCUGUUGGGGGCGGGGCUGAGCCGGGGGGUGGGGGGCGGGGGAGGGGACCCAGCCCUGGAGCCGCUGAACCCGCGCGUGCCCCUGGGGCACUGA
Molecule: messenger RNA, 912 nt
Organism: Melopsittacus undulatus (budgerigar)
Lineage: Eukaryota; Metazoa; Chordata; Aves; Psittaciformes; Psittaculidae
Gene: ZFPL1
Product: zinc finger protein like 1
Exons: 8
Coding region: 76-912 (278 amino acids)
Cellular component (GO): Golgi apparatus
Source: RefSeq, a predicted model, not a curated record